Sodiomyces alkalinus F11 is the source of this 2511-nucleotide messenger RNA. RefSeq names its product spindle pole body interacting protein. Gene Ontology annotation, cellular component: plasma membrane. NCBI's taxonomy places the organism in Eukaryota, Fungi, Ascomycota, Sordariomycetes, Glomerellales, Plectosphaerellaceae. The transcript is spliced from 3 exons. The record is from RefSeq and is a predicted model, not a curated record. Gene Ontology annotation, biological process: actin cortical patch localization. The coding region runs from base 1 to 2511 and encodes 836 amino acids.
AUGGCUUCGACCAACGCCUCGUUGCCGUUCCUCACGCGCAACCACAGCAGCGGCAAUAUCCAUGGCAGCCAAAAUGGGCCGUGGCCCAGCCGCCGUACCUCCCUCUCCAACUUCCCCGCCUCCAGAUCUCCUUCUCAGAUGUCGAAUUAUUCACGGCCCUCGCGUCCUCCUCACCCGUCCAUCGCAGAGGCCGAUCACUCUUCCGACCAAGGCUCCAAGUCCAAGACACCCUCCACCGGUCUCUCCUCCCAACACUCCUCCCUCUCGGCCCCCCCCAGGCGAUAUAACCCAAACGCUCAUCCUGCUCGUAAACUGCGGCCCCAAUAUCCCAGAGGCUCCACCGAGAAUCAUGUUGAGUACAUAUUAGUAGCAUCCUUCGAUAUCGACCGCGGGCCCGUGAUGGAGCACCAGUAUCCUGUAGCCAUCACGGGUGACGAGCACAUGCUAGCCGAACUCAUGCUACCAGACCAGGCGCACGUCCGCAACCAGGACUGGACGAUAUUCUUCUUACAUAAAGACACGAGCCAGGAGGAGGAAGAAGAAGAACGAGCAAAGAGAGAAAGGCGACAGAGACGAAGACAGAGGAAGCUGAACGCAGCGGCGGGUAUCAUUAGUGAAGAGUAUGAGGAGGAAGACGGUGGCCAAGGUGGCGACGACGGGGGCGACGACGACGACGACGACGAAUCAACAGACAGCGAGCCAGAAGGCGGGGAGGGACCGCCCCUGGUUCAUGUUCUCAACCUGGUUAACACGAAGCAGGAUAAGACGGUAAAGAGAGGUGCCGUGGUGAAGGCCAUGGCCAUAUGCACGCGCCAUCCGUUCCUACAUAUUUACAAGCCCCUGUUGCUGCUUGCACUAGAAGAAUACUUUAAGUCGCCCGUGCCAGAAACACUGGCCAUGUUGUACGACGCCGUUAAUGCCAUGGAUCUGUCGCUCAUGCCCAAGUUGAGUUUACUUGAAAGACAUCUGUUAUUAGCCAGCGACGACAAGGACCUCUUCGUGGAGAAAUUCGAACAAAUGAUUGAAAUGCGCCUCGCCGAAGACCGCGGCGAGCCGCUCCCCGAGCCAUCGCUGGAUGACAGCCAACAGCCCCCGAAACGACCAGACAUCUCGAGAGCGGGAACGAAGGAAUACAUCGAGGGCCAGGGGCAGAGCCAGUCGAAGUACUCGGUUCCCCGGGACACGCACGAAUUCGAGAGCAAGGUCAUGUACAAGGGCAUUCCCAUCCCCAUCAAGGUGCCGGUCGCCAUCAUGCCGGAGACGGUGGGCGACUUCUCCCUGAUCAAGCUCAUCCAGAAGUUCUCCGAGCAGCACAGCAAGUCGCCGCAGCCAUUCCCCCUGCAUCCGCACCUCACCACCAACGGCCCCAACACACAUCCCAUCGUUGUGCUUGUCAACGCCCUUCUCACGCAGAAGCGCGUGAUCUUCUUGGGACAUAACAUGCCCUCCGGGGACGUGGCGGAGGCCGUGCUCGCCGCUUGCGCCCUAGCAUCCGGGGGCACUCUGCGCGGUUUCACCCGGCACGCCUUCCCGUACACCGACCUGACUAAAGUGGACGACCUGCUCCGAGUCCCCGGCUUCAUCGCCGGCGUCACGAACCCGACGUUCGAGAUGCAUCCGGAAUGGUGGGACGUCCUGUGCGAUCUGCCGUCGGGCCGGGUCAAGAUCAGCAGCAAAACCGACCCUGCCGCCGUGACCGAAGGCAUGGUGUAUUUCCAGCAGCAGAAUCCUUCGUUUGCCGGGCUGGUGGGGGGCACGUCCAAGGUCUCGGCGGAAACCGACCUGACGGGCGACGCGGCCUUUAUGCGGGAGGUUUUGAAAUGCAUCGCCGCCCGGCGCGGCGAGCGCGUCAUCCGGGCGAUGUGGAGGGAUUGGGUCAUCAAGUUUACCCGCAUCGCAGCCGCCUUCGAAGAGUCCGUGUACGGCGCGAGUGCUCUGUACAUUGGCGGCGACGACGCCGAGACCGGGUCAGGACCCGGGGUAGUAAGCGGGCACGGCUAUGUGUGGGCAGAUGAGCAGUCGAAGCAGAAGGAGCUAGCGGGCAACGUGACGAGGAUUGAGGGGUGGAGGAAUACCAGGAGCUACUACAGCUUCAUUCAGGAUCUUGCGCAGCUCUACACAGUACGCCCACUCAAAGGCCUCGACCUCCACCACAUGCACGACCGGCUACGGACGCAGCGGCUGAACCCGGCCCAGAGCAAGGAGAUCUACAUGGCGUUCGCCAAGCACGUGCACACCUACGACGAGAUCUGCCUCCUGCUGACCGUGGCGCCGGAGUCGCACGCCGGCCUGUUCUACGUGGCGCUCGGGCUCUUCCACAAGGACCGCGAGGUGCGCGUCUACACGGCCGAGCUGCUGGACCGCAUCAGCGAGCACGAGGCGGGGAAGCGGUGGUGGAAGUCGCUCAGCCGGUUCGAGAAGCUGGCGUACAUGCGCGUCCGCAAGGAGAUGGAUGGGGAGAUGAGAGUCAAAGGCGGCCUGAGCCCGGAGCUGGAGCGGAGGAUUAGCUAG